GCUGUUGUAGCAAAGAUGGCGGCGUUCGUUAGAGGCAUGUUUUGGCAUCUUCUUACAGCAGAACGAAGUAAUAUUCUGAAAAAAUGCAACGACUGUAUCGUCAAUUCAAAGAGAUACGUGCGAGCAUUGAAAAGGAGACCUGUGAAGGUGUUGUAUCCUGAUAGUGAGACGACAUCAACAACGAAACAGAGGUCAGAUCAAAUCGUCAACAAGCAGUCUCAGAGAGUUGCGUCCAAAGUGAGGGAGUACACAGUCAACGCAAAUUUAAAAAAUGAGAAAACUGAUAAAAGUGUUUUCAGCAUGUUAUGUAGGUCCAGAAAUGGCAAUGCAUCCUCAACGUCGGAACAUACAACCAAUCUGAAGGACCAACUAGGUGGCCUCAAAUUCGAAAGGGCCUUCCCUGGUGACAAACGAUUGGCGAGGGUGGUGAGUGUGGCUCGCUCCAGGACGUUUCGGGAGCACCAGGGUAAGAUCCUGUUAGAGGGGAGACGUCUGAUCUGCGAUGCCCUGGCUGCUGGAGCCAACCCUCAGAUGGUGUUCUUCAGUUCUGUGGACAGACUGUGUGAGCUCCCCUUGGACAAACUGAAGAGGGCCACUCUGGUCAAAGUCAAGUUUGAGGACAUCAAGAUCUGGUCUGACCUUGUAACUCCACAGGGAGUGAUAGCCAUAUUUUCUCGGCCAGACCCAUCCCGGCUGACAUUCCCUCAGGACCAGCGUGGUCAGUCUGUGCCGCUGUCCCUGAUCUGUGACAACGUGCGGGAUCCUGGGAACCUGGGCACCAUCCUGCGCUGUGCUGUCGCUGCAGGCUGCCACAAUGUCCUGCUCACCAAGGGCUGUGUGGACGCCUGUGAACCUAAGGUGCUGCGAGCAGCGAUGGGUGCCCAUUUCUGCCUCCCCAUCUUCCCCAGCUUGGACUGGGACAACGUUCAAAACCAGCUGCCAAAGAAUGUGACUGUCCACGUGGCAGAUAACUGCAGUGGCUCUGAGAGAGAAGUAGCUGAGGACAUGGAAGCAAACCAGUCCAACAAACCUUCAAAGGCGGGGGACUAUGGGUGGGUGAGUAGCAGGCCUAAUCGUAAAGACAUGCGCUAUGAGGAAUAUGAAUCAGACUCCGAACUGUCACUUCCAAGAGUGGAGACCAAGUUGUACCAUGAGGGCUGGGCUCAGGGGAACACAGGCCUAGUGAUUGGUGGAGAGACUCAUGGACUAAGUCUGGAAGCCGUCCAAUUGGCUGAGAGAACUGCUGGUCAAAGACUGUUUAUCCCUGUGGUCCCUGGAGUGGACAGUCUCAACUCAGCCAUGGCAGCCAGCAUUCUCCUGUUUGAAGGCAGAAGGCAACUGUUAAACCUAAUGGAGACGUCUGGGAGGAAAGCUAAGUCUAAAGAGCAAUUUCCAUGAUUUUCCUGGAAGCCAUUUUGAGUGUAACGGACAUGUUAUUCCUGGUGUUGGUCACUUUUUCCAUGCAUACAUUAUAGACUGCGCGACACCACUUCACUGUACCUCAUGUCAGACUGAAUCAUAUGGAUGGAUUUAAUUUCCAUAUUCAACACAGUGUUUGGCUGAAAAUGAGUGACAGAAUUUCCACAAUGUGAAAUGUAUGUUCUUUCCUGUCUGCAUAUUUCCUUCAUAAUGUCUUCCAAAAUUCCUGCCAGUGUGGCUUUAGAAGCUUCACUUAGUCUCCACAUGCAGUUGGCUACUAGAUUUCCUGCAAGUUAUGACUAAACUGCUGCCAUGCAAAAUGACUGCUUAAUAUCUAUACUGGACACUAUUGGACAUGUGCUAAGUGUGUCUGUUUAGCAAGGGAAAUAACCUGUCCAUCUAACAUUUUCACUGACGGGCCUAUGAAAGCAAUUAUCGUAGUAACCACAAGGUGGUGCCUGAAGCAACUUCUGAGAACAUUUACUGUAUGUUAUGAAGUUGGAGGGUAAAAAAGCACAGAAUGUAAUGUGAAAGGUAUGAAAUACUUCUUAUACUGUAAAUAAAUGGGUUGUGUACAAAGCC
This is a messenger RNA of Coregonus clupeaformis (lake whitefish), 2001 nucleotides long. RefSeq names its product rRNA methyltransferase 3A, mitochondrial-like. The coding region runs from base 16 to 1398 and encodes 460 amino acids. The record is from RefSeq and is a predicted model, not a curated record. The transcript is spliced from 4 exons. NCBI's taxonomy places the organism in Eukaryota, Metazoa, Chordata, Actinopteri, Salmoniformes, Salmonidae. Gene Ontology annotation, molecular function: RNA binding; RNA methyltransferase activity. Gene Ontology annotation, biological process: RNA processing.